UUUUUCUCUGUACAGAUGCUGAGAAGCAGUGUUGAACUUGGCCGCCUUCCUGGGUUCACCAAGAAUCUCUCUCCAGACAAAAUCAACCUGAGCACGCUGAAAGGGCAGGGACAGCUGACCAACAUAGAGCUGGAUGAAGAGGUGCUGCAGAAUGUGCUGGAGCUGCCCACCUGGCUCGCCAUCACUCGGGUCUACUGUAACAAGGCAUCGAUCAAGAUCCAGUGGACAAAGCUGAAAACACACCCAAUCUGCCUGUACCUGGAUAAAGUGGAGGUAGAGAUGCGAACAUGUGAAGAGCCUCGGCCACCCAACGGACAGUCUCCCAUUGCUCUUGCUGCAGGUCAAAGUGAAUAUGGCUUUGCUGAAAAGGUCGUGGAGGGGAUGUUUUUUGUUGUCAAUUCCAUCACCAUCAAGAUUCACUCCAAGGCCUUUCAUGCUUCUUUUGAGCUAUGGCAGCUCCAAGGCUACAGUGUCAACCCAAACUGGCAACAGAGUGACUUGCGACUCACCCGCAUUACUGAUCCACAGAGAGGAGAGGUUUUGACAUUCAAAGAGCUCACCUGGCAGACACUUCGGAUAGAAGCAGAUGCCACUGACAAUGGUGAUCAGGAUCCUGUUACUACUCCUCUGAGACUCAUUACCAACCAAGGGAGAAUCCAGAUCUCCCUCAAGAGAAGGACCAAAGAUUGCAACGUGAUGGCAUCUAAGCUGAUGUUUCUCCUUGAUGAUCUGCUCUGGGUGCUGACAGACUCUCAGCUGAAAGCAAUGAUGAAAUAUGCAGAGUCUCUGAGUGAAGCCAUGGAGAAGUCUGCCCAGCAGAGGAAAAGCUUGGCACCAGAGUCUGUACAGAUCACACCACCUGCUCCAAGUACCCAGCAGUCCUGGUCUCAGCCGUUUGGAGUCAGCCCAAAUGCAAGUAGCAUUGGUCAAUACUUUGAUAAGCAUGACAUGAAAGAGUCAUCAUACCACCUCCUCAUCUCACGCUUGGAUCUGCAUAUCUGCGAUGACAGCCACACUCGAGAGUCAGGUGCUUCGAAGCAUGGGAUGCUGGGAGGUGCCAUGCAGCUGACCUUCAGGAGGAUGGCUUUUGACUACUAUCCUUUCCACAGGGCAGGAGAUGCCUGCAAGCAUUGGGUGAGGUACAGUGAAGCAAUGGAAGCACGAGGUCAGUGGGCAAAGAAAUUGGUCAGUGAAUUUCAAAGCAAGAUGGAGAAGCAUUAUGAAGAAAAGGACCCUCCACUUGCCAGAACUCCACCUUCCCCCUUCAAAAAGAAACCAGAUAUUUUGUUGAGUCCUCAUAAAAGUUCCUUACAGAAAGGCCGUGUCCCUCCCACAAGUUUGCCACGACUCAGGCACCCUCCCUGGAACCGGCUUCGAUCCAGCUGUGUGGUAGUUCGAGUGGAUGACUUGGAUGUUCACCAGGUUUCUACAGCUGGUCAACAAAGUAAGAAACCCUCCACCUUGCUUUCAUGUAGUAGAAAAUUCUUCAAACUUCCUGAUCAGGUCUCUGCAAUCCAUAUUGAAUUCACAGAGUAUUACUUCCCAGACAAUCAGGACUUUCCAGUUCCAUGCCCCAACCUGUAUGUACAGCUGAACGGCCUGACGCUUACCCUGGAUACAGCAAGUGUGCUCUGGAUAAACCUCUUCUGUCUGGAUCUUUAUCGCAGCUUAGAACAGUUCAAAGCCAUCUACAAGCUGGAGGACUCAGGCAAACAUGAUGAGCAUGUUGAUGUUCGACUGGAUGGCUUCCGGCUGAAGCUUAACAUCCCUGUGGAGAAGAAAGUCACUGACCAUCAGGAUCGUCCCCAGACACUCUGCAUUUGCAUGUCGGAGAUGACUGCCACCAACACUCGCCACGCUCCCUUUUGCAGCUGUCAGGAUCUCCAGAGCCUCUUCCGUAAAUUUGCCAGUUCAGAAUUCUUCCACUCCAGCUACACUAAGUUCCCAAAGUCUCAGGACAAUUUCAGCCUCCUCCACACCCUUUUCUUGCGCCAUGCGUAUGAGGUGGAUGGUGGCCCUGAGAAGCAGCCAGGCUCUCCCCAGCUACUACACAAAACCUCUGCCUCUGAAGAUCUGUGGUCUAUGAAUUUCACUGAGCUUUCCCUGGACUUCGAGGGAGCUGAAAGCUCAAAGGGCAGAGCCCUUAGUUUUGUUGACCCUUUUCCCCUUUCCAUUUGGGCCUGCCUUCCCAAGAGAUGGAGACAAGCUCAGAUAUCUAAACGACAGGAGUUGGCUGCCUCCGAGUUGAAAAUCAAGCCUUCUGCCAGCUUUAGCAAUCACUCCAAGAAUAAGAACCUUUCCACAGAACAUGGGGUUUGUCAAAGAUCAAAGACUGACCAGGAUCUGAAGAACAUCUACAAGGUCCCAGAGACAAUGAAUGUCUUGAGAGAAUCUGGCUCUGAAAUUGAUGAUGGAGUAGAUAAUAAAGAGCUGGAAGCCUCUGCUGAUAUCCAUAUGCUGAUGUCCUCAUCUGUUCAUAUCAAAGUUCGCCUCAACCACUACCAAUACUUGGUGCUGCUCAGGAUGAGAGAAGUUCUGCAAACACUACAGGAGCAGUUGGCCCAAGAUACCCAGGAAGUGACUGGGUCUCCUUUAGAUCUCAUGUCUGCUUGUGUAGGAGUUAUGUUCCAUAGUGCUGAAGUGGCCCUACUCAUGAACCCUGCACCAGGGUCUGUCUUGGAACCCAGAUCUCUUGACUCAGACACAACAAGCCUGAUUGAGUCUGAGCUCUCACCAUCAGACAGCAAGGAGGGGCUGGUGGCUGAAGAGAAGGAGCUGAAAUCAGAGACCAGUUCAGAGAAGGGAGUGUGCAGUACCUCAGAGGUCCCAGAGGACAGCGGGAUUGAAAAUACAGGUACCAGUGUAGCCAGUGUACCACUGGAGAGACUCCCGAAAUCCCCAAGUGAUGGAGCUCUGAGUACAGUAGAGGAGAAAGGUUUGAUAGAGGAAGCACAUGAAGCUGUGGAAGCCCUGGUUGCAGAAAGAUCAGCAGAGACCAGCAGCCAUCCUCAGAGCCCUCCAGCUCUCCCUUCUAGCCCAACCUCAGACACGCAGCCCUCGGGGAGAGGAAACAUCGCUCUCAAUGGCCAGACAGAACUCAUCCCUUUGAAGAACAUCGAGGUGGAGUUGUCUAGUGCGCUGCAUAUCACCAAGGAUGCCACGAAGGAAGCUCUGCACGUGACUAUGGACCUGACUAAAGAAGCCAUGUCUAUAACAAAAGAUGCUCUGAGCCUGAGCCGGGAGAAGAUGACCUCCACCAUGCAGAAAAUGCUCUCUCUCCCUCCAGCCAAGGAGUCUGUGCCCAAAGCAGAAGAGGGAGCAGUGACUCCGGGCGGGAGUGGCAGCAGCCGCAUGCGUUUCCUCUCCAUGAAGAGGACAGCAUCCCAGCAUUCCUUUGACACCACAUCUGUGGAUUGGAGUGGCCCUGAGGAUGGGCUGUCUGUGGACAGCGAUGGCAGUGAUGGCUUUGUGAUGCUCACAGACUCUGAACCCAGCCUGGACCCUCUUCCCUCAGGGCACCUUCCUCAGAUCCACGACACAGGCAGUAGAACAAGCCUGAUGGCAGAGGACGAGGGUGGAGUGUCUCCUGAAAUAAACAGCUCGACUUCACAGAGUGAAGACCCCAGCCUUCAGCUGGUGUCUGUCCUGAUGUUGAAGCUGAAUGAGAUGAACUGUGGAAUAGAGGCAAGAGGUAAUGAUUUGUCUGUUGCUUUACAAGUAACAAACGUGGUUCCAGAGCAACUGAACAAUGUUGGAAUGUGGCAGUACCUGCGUGGCUAUCUGGCUCUAGGAGAUCCAGGUAUAGAGAAGCCUCCAGUCCCUGAAGGUAGUAAGACCCAGCCAGAAGUGUGCUUACGUCUUGAACUGGGACCUAGUGCUGCUGUGCAUUCACCACUUGCUGUUCAGAACGGCUUCCUUCACAUGCUGGUCCACAGUUACACAGCAGACCUCUUCAUGUCCUCCCUUACCAACCUUGGCCCCUUUCUUGAAGAUGAAAUAAUUCCAGAGGUGAUUCCCAUGGAGAUAGAAGUUGUAGAUGCCAAAAUCACAUUAAAGGAUGACACCCCCCGGGUAUACCCUACCUCCCCUGGCCCUGUUCCCAUCACCUUGGCAGUAGAUCACGUCAUUGUGAAGCGCAGAGAUGAUGGAGUGUUCUAUCUGACAGCUCCACAAGGGAAGGGCUCACCGAAACAGGAAAAACCUGUGUCAGUCCUUCAGGAGCAGAAGGCUCCAGUGGAGUGUGUCUUGGCAGCCCCAGCAGCAGGAACACGAGAACUGCAGUUAAAGGAGGUGUCAGAGUUGCAGAGGGAGCUUCAGACCAUGAAAAUAGCCCUUGCAGAAGCCAACAUGGACAAGACUCGCCUUCUGCAGGAAAUUAGGAAAUACAAUCCCCUCUUCCAGCUUUGA
This is a messenger RNA of Antrostomus carolinensis (chuck-will's-widow), 4407 nucleotides long. It is a transcript of the gene BLTP3A, whose product is annotated as bridge-like lipid transfer protein family member 3A. Gene Ontology annotation, molecular function: histone deacetylase binding. Lineage: Eukaryota; Metazoa; Chordata; Aves; Caprimulgiformes; Caprimulgidae. The record is from RefSeq and is a predicted model, not a curated record. The coding region runs from base 16 to 4407 and encodes 1463 amino acids. The transcript is spliced from 21 exons.